CAGAGAACGAGCUGCUGGCGGAUAUACAGGCACCAGCUAAGCUUUAGGUGUAUUUCAGACUUCUUCGUGAUGCCAAGACGGAUGCUAAUGCCUCACAAGUCUGUUUUCUCUUACUCCCGCCCCCCAAAGUGGCUGAAUGGUGGCCACAACAUGAACUCAGCCAGGUGUGGAUACCGUGUCUUCUCCGCCAACUCCAGCGAGGCCUGCAUGGAACUGGCCAAAAAAAUUACAGAGCGCUUGGGAGCACAGUUGGGGAAAGCAGUUGUAUACCAGGAAAGUAAUGGAGAAACCAGAGUAGAAAUCAAGGAAUCAGUCCGAGGGCACAAUAUCUUCAUUAUACAGACAAUUCCAAGAGAUGUCAACACUGCAGUAAUGGAGCUUCUGAUCAUGGCAUACGCUCUGAAGACUUCCUGUGCCAACAACAUUAUCGGAGUGAUCCCAUAUUUCCCGUACAGCAAGCAGAGCAAGAUGCGCAAGCGGGGCUCUAUUGUGUGCAAGCUGCUUGCUUCAAUGAUGUCUGACGCAGGGCUUACGCAUAUAAUUACUAUGGAUCUGCACCAAAAAGAGAUACAGGGCUUCUUCAAUUUCCCAGUGGACAACCUGCGAGCCUCCCCCUUUCUACUACAGUACAUCCAGGAAGAGAUCCAAAACUACAAAAAUGCAGUUAUAGUUGCCAAGUCGCCCGAUGCAGCUAAAAGGGCACAGUCUUAUGCAGAACGGCUGCGCGUGGGCCUUGCUGUCAUACACGGGGAGCCACAAUGUGGAGAGCACGAUAUGUUAGAUGGACGCCAUUCUCCACCCACUGUGAAGAACAAUACAGUGCACAAAGGACUGGAGAUUCCCUGCAAGCACCAGUCUCCGUUUCCAGGCAUUGAACUGCCAAUGUUGAUGCCCAAGGAGAAGCCACCCAUCAGCUUGGUUGGAGAUGUACAUGGAAAAAUUGCCAUCAUUGUGGAUGACAUCAUCGAUGAGGUAGACAGUUUUGUGGCGGCAGCAGACAUUCUGAAAGAACGAGGAGCCUUUAAGGUCUAUGUGAUGGCGACUCAUGGGAUCCUAUCCUCUGAUGCCCCGCGCCUGUUAGAACUUUCAGCUAUAGAUGAGGUGGUAGUGACCAACACAAUACCACAUGAGCUCCAGAAGCAACAGUGUUCCAAAAUCAGAACAGUGGACAUAAGUAUGAUCCUCUCCGAGGCCAUUCGGCGGAUCCACAAUGGAGAGUCUAUGUCCUACCUCUUCCGAAACAUUGCACUGGAUGACUGAGCGUGCUGCUCUCCUCAGAGCGCCACGCAGGCACGUGAACUAGUUGGGCCGGAGUUUAGCAGUGCACCAGCCUCAGUGUACCACGAUGUUUGAAGUUUUUACACUAUGGCAAAAUGCCACAUUCUGGAAGGCGAAUGCGGAGCAUGAUUUGGCAACCCGUCUGCAGGGCGGAAAGUGAAUUGCAACUGUCUGGGUUGGAUUUUUAACAGUUGGAAGCAUGAGCUGCAAUGAUUCCCUUUGUAUUAGCUGGAGUAUGUGUGGAUGGGCUAACCCCUGUCAUGUCAGAGGUACAGUGGUUAGGCUUGUGGCAGUCAAUGCUGUUCUCAGUGUCACAGAAUAGGAGAUGCACAGAAUACAUAACAUCUGUACACGCAGCACAUGUAAGCUGUGUCAUGCAUGUGCUGGCAUGCUCAUUCCCAUAUGUACUGUACAUACUGCUAAACACGCAAUCAUGGAGAAACAGGCACAUUCAAACUCUUCGGGGUGCACUACACAUGAUGUUAUGCACAUACUGGAUUUGCGUGUCUUUGUCCAUAUGUGAAGCAGACACACAAAGCUAUUUUCGGGUUUCUUUUUUUAUUUGAAAAUAUAUGUAUGUAGGGAUAUACAUAUUCAUGUCUGCUCGUUGCAUGCACAUACAUAAAAAUCUUAUGUAUAAUGCAUAUAUGCUGUACACACGCAGCUGCAAAGUGGUCUGCAUUUUACAGCAUUUAUGUAAAGUGGGCCACUAAGCAUUCAGAGCUUGGAUAUUAUACUCAUGUCCUUCCUUUUGAGCCGUCCCAACGGAAAGCUCCAGUUUCAUAUCCUUUGCUUUUAAGCUUUCCCAUAUGGUCAGACCAACAUUCUGCACAAAUGACACUGUGACAGCAGCCAUCUUUAAUGCUGGAAACUUUGGCAAUAACUUAUAGAAACUUUGCUCCUUGCAGCUUCUUUAAACUAAAACCCUUAACCACAGUUUAAGGUUGAUUUUGUUUUUCCCAUGUUUCCCUCGUGUGGCAUUGGGAGUAAGUUGCUCUCUCUGUGCCAGGGGGAUCUACGGUUCCUUCCUCUGCAAAUAUCGCUUCCAAACAGCACUGUGAUUAUGUUGUUUACUCGAAUUGGCAGACGAUUGAAGAUCCCGAGAGGAUGUCUGAUUUAUGCAAACGUUCCUUUUCUAUUGGUUUUAUUACUAUAAGGAUGCUUUGUUUUCCUGGUCUCAGAUGUUGUAUUCAGAGUUGUUUAUUUUUAAUUACAAGUUGAAGAAAAGGAAGAAAAAAAAAACAUCUGAGCAUCUUUUGUGGUCUCCUUAUUACUGGUUACAUGACAGCAAAGGCCGCUGCUUGCCAUCUCAAUGGGGGUGGUCACUGUAUCCCAUUAAAUAUGUAGCCUGGGAUGAUGUGUAUGCCUCAAGCAUCUCUGUGCUUAUGGUUAAAGGUUUGUCCUAAUCACUUUCCUACAGAUCCCAACAAGGAAGGGACAGCUUUGCUAGUAGGGUUGCCCGCACACCCUUUUGAAACUAGCAUGUAUCAGAUUCACAUGCAGCAUGGCUCAUUCUGCGAUUAAUUCAUAUUUUUAUAGUUAAUACUUAUUAUAGACAUACAUCCAGAGCCUUGUAUACAUAUUCCAGGCUGCUAAUGAAAUUCGCCAUGCCGUCUCGAUCAUCUGAUAAGGUUAGGUUUCUUAGAUACAAGUGUAGAUCGCUUAUUUCAGACACGUGCCAAAGAUUAUAGUAAACAUAUGCAUUUAUACCCGCAUAAUAUAAAAACACUUUCAAACGAAAGCAGAAAAUGUUAUCUUAUCCUUGCAUAUCUUAUCCUUGCAUAUGUCCCAGGCUCUAAGCCAAGAGAUUCUAUGUUCAGUUCUGUUUACAGGCACUCAGCACAAACAAAAUCUAUGCACUCACUGAAAGGAAAACAACCCUUACCCAAAUUAACCUCCUAAUCGCUAAUUCACUUGAUCUACGCACCAUCUACUUUUAAUCCAUAAAACUGAUCACAAAGUAACAAUGAUUGCUGGUGGGAUCAAUGAGACCCCAACAAUUUGUAACUGCUUAAAAGGGGUGUAAAACCAAAAAAAAAUGUUUGCCUAAUGAAAAGAAUUGUAAUUCUAAGCACUUUUCCCCAUAUACAUUCAUGACCUAUGUUCCUGGAUUCAAAGUUACGUGCAAACAUAAUUGCUACCCAUAGCAGUAUCUGUCACUGCCUUUUUGUUUUCUGCCCUGCUGGUUCUGACUUUUUAAAAACGUUGUAGAAGAACUUGCCAGUUGAUUAAGAGACCUAAGAAAAUGCAUUCAAAGCUGCAGCGUCAUGCAGAUACUGCUUUCAAUUACAUGUACAAUUAGCUUUAAAAACAUUGGAAAUGUGUAGAUAACAGAUUGCUUGCACUGAAGGUUACUUAGCAUUAUAUUUUCAUUAAUUUGGCAAUUUUAGGAUGGGUUUACAUCCCCUUUAAACUGCAAUUCCAGAGCUGUAUAAUAAAAUGUUGCAUAUUUUUUUAAAAAAACUAAAACCAUCUGAAAUGGGCUUACAGUAUCAUUAUCUUCAUCCACAGAAUAAAGGUGAAAUUGGGGAUUUUUGACCAGCAUGAGUAAAUCUGGCCUCUCCAGUCGCUGAAUUAUCCCUCUGCUAAGUGUUAUAGACCUUAAAGGGGACCCGUUACCCAAAAAAAAA
Messenger RNA from Xenopus laevis (African clawed frog), 3908 nucleotides. It is a transcript of the gene prpsap1.L, whose product is annotated as phosphoribosyl pyrophosphate synthetase-associated protein 1 L homeolog. Gene Ontology annotation, cellular component: cytoplasm; ribose phosphate diphosphokinase complex. Gene Ontology annotation, molecular function: ATP binding; magnesium ion binding; ribose phosphate diphosphokinase activity. Gene Ontology annotation, biological process: purine nucleotide biosynthetic process; nucleotide biosynthetic process; 5-phosphoribose 1-diphosphate biosynthetic process. NCBI's taxonomy places the organism in Eukaryota, Metazoa, Chordata, Amphibia, Anura, Pipidae. The record is from RefSeq and is marked provisional.